Molecule: messenger RNA, 762 nt
Organism: Aureococcus anophagefferens
Lineage: Eukaryota; Pelagophyceae; Pelagomonadales; Pelagomonadaceae
Exons: 1
Biological process (GO): ribosome biogenesis
Cellular component (GO): ribonucleoprotein complex
Source: RefSeq, a predicted model, not a curated record
AUGCCGUCCAAGAAGGAAGUGAAGAAGGCGCCUCCGAAGAAGGAGGCGGCCAAGCCGGACCCGCUGUUCCAGGCGACGCCGCGGAACUUCCGCGUGGGCGGCGACAUCCAGCCGACGCGCGACCUGAGCCGGUUCGUCAAGUGGCCGCGCUACGUGCGCCUCCAGCGGCAAAAGAAGAUCCUCCAGCAGCGCCUCAAGGUGCCGCCGGCCCUGAACCAGUUCGCGACGACGCUCGACAAGAACCAGGCCGCCGAGCUCUUCAAGCUCCUCAUGAAGUACCAGCCCGAGGACAAGGCGGCCAAGGCCGACCGCGUCAAGGCGCUCGCCGAGGCCAAGGCCGCGGGCGGCGCCGCGCCCGAGGGCAAGGCGCCGACCGUCGUCAAGUUCGGCCUCAAGCACGUGACCUACCUCGUCGAGAACAAGAAGGCCAAGCUCGUGUGCAUCGCGUCCGACGUCGACCCCAUCGAGCUCGUCGUGUGGCUUCCCGCGCUCUGCAAGAAGAUGGACGUGCCCUACUGCAUCGUCAAGAACAAGAGCCGCCUCGGGACCGUCGUCCACCAGAAGACCGCCGCCGUCUGCUGCCUCACGACCGUGAAGAAGGAGGACCAGCACUCGCUCGACCAGCUCCGGUCGAACUUCAAGGCCAUGUACAACGACAACGUCGCGCACGCGCGCAAGUGGGGCGGCGGCAUCAUGGGCCUCAAGACCCAGGCCAAGCUCGCCAAGCGCGAGAAGGCCCUCCAGGCCGAGCUCGCCAAGAAG